AUGGACAGCGAUCUGCCGCCACCAACGGAACCAUCACCACCCUCUCCCGGCAGCAAUUACGCUCCUCUCGUUCUUGGCACCUUGGCAUUAUUUGUCAUUGCUGUCGCCACGGUUUCUCGUUACGGUAAUCUACGAUCUCAUCCUUGGUAUGUUUCCACCGUUUGCAUUAUCGGUUGGUGCUUUCCAUUCUGGAUCGUGCUCUUGCUACCGGUUGAUCUCGCGUCGUCGACAUACGACCAGUGCCAAGGCGACUGCAGAGUCCCAUUCUCCCAUGUGUCCCAGUCCUUUCUUUAUGUGGCGUGGCGUACCCUUUAUUGGACAUCCUUUUGUCUCACGUGGGUGAUGAUUCCAAUGAUGCAAGCCUAUGUCAAUACAGGCGACUUUGGUUUCACAAACCGCCUCAAAUCUGCAGUCAGGGUCAACCUUCAGUUCUACUCGAUAUACAUCGUCAUCGGCUUCUUUGGCUUGAUUUAUCUUGUAUUCGGCAGUGGCUAUACGACAAGAGAAAAGAUCCAGGGCUUUGUCAUGGCCAUGGCUAACAGUUGGGGUCUCUUUUUGGUGAUUAUGUUUAUGGGCUAUGGUCUUGUCUCGGUGCCUCGAAGGCUAUGGUUCACUGGCAAUCCUCAAAAGCACUUGAAUCAGCUAUAUGGAAAUGCAUCCCGGGUCAAGGAAGAAUGCAUGGAUAGUGAAUUGGAGUUUAUUGAAAUCAUGCAUGCCAUAUCAAAGCGUACAACAAGAGCCGAUCCCUUUUUACGUGGUUGUGUCGACCAGAUGAUCCAGCGAUUUCCUUUUAUCCUUGAUCCAGAAUACACCGAUCGUGACAAUUCCGUUUCUUUGCCAAGAGAUAUCACCGAGGAUUAUCUGAUCAAGCUCAACAGACGCAUGAUUAUCGCUGCGAGGAUGAAAGAUAGAAAGCUAGCGUUAUGGGAGAAUCUCCUGGAGGAAGCGUUCUAUCUGCAGGAUAUCGUUGAAAAUAGAAGCAACUCGGACCACCAAUUUCACUCGACGUUACGGCCAUUGAGAGAAAGCACACGUUGGAAUGAUAUCAAGGCACAGCUAGAGUGGUGGUGGCUAUUACGAAUUGAGCCCAUUUUUCAUCGUGGUGUGGCCCUACUAUGUGCGGUCCUCAGUGUAUGCAUCUUGUGGUCUGAAAUCGUCUUCAAUAUCAAGAAUCCAGUCGUAUCGAUCGUAGCAUUAGGUCUUCGAGCCUGUGGAUACAAUUACGCUGCCGUAGAGUUUAUGGCCUUUUUUACCCUGAUGUUCAUGUGCAUUUGUGUUUAUACCUCGUUGUUUAAGGUGCGGUUUUUCAACCUUUACAUCCUGAUACCCAAGCAUCACACCGACGAAAACAGUCUAUUGUGGUUUACAAGUUACAUGUGCAAGAUGAUGGCCCCACUUUGCUACAACUAUAUCAAUCUUGCAGGUGAUUUCAGUGGAACAUCGGAAUCAGUAUUCAACAAGUUCAUGGGUGGUGCAGACCUUGUCCCCUUCUUGGGAACUACCUUUAUCGAUUGGUUUCCUGUUGUCAUCCUGAUACCAGCCUUAUCGGUUCUCUUCAACUUUCAAGGGCGUUGCCUAGGCCUCUGCGGAGUGAAAGAUCCGUACGAUGACGAGGAAGGAGGUGGAAGAGAAAGUGAUGGAGCUAUAUCUUUGAAUGUGGAUAUUGCGGAUGGAAAAGCAUUGGUGAUUGAAGAACGUGGUGUUCGGGAACGUACAAUCAAUCCACAUCUCGCUGAUCAACGAGGUUUUCUCAGUCGUGCUCGUAACGCACUUGGGGCAUACACAUCCAAAUACAAUCGUGGACCCUACAAUUACAGCAGCAACAGCUCAAGGUCACUCCACACACUUGGUGGUGGCAACACAGAAGGUAGAACACCUUUGUCAGCAACACUUAGACAAGAACGUGAUCGACGCAUUGAUGAGAUCCUUUCUGGGCGAACAACACCAACCUCCUUUGCCAACAACAGCCGUAGCAGCAACCACCAAUAUUCCCAAGUAGAGGAUGAGCAUGAUGGGUUGCAUGGAGGAUAUCAUCCACAGCAAGAAAAUGGUGCUGCUGCUGCAGGUGUAGGAGGUCUUUUAUCAUUUGGUGAUGCUGUGAAGAACAAAUUCAAUGACCUAUUUACAAAGAAAUCACCUGGUGGACCUGGUGCUGUAUCCUUGUCUCCCGAAUCGGAAGGCGAUUCUAAUGCAAGACAACAAGAGCCAUUGUUGCGACCUGACAGCUAUCAAGGAAGAAGAGGAAGGCGUGUAUUUGGUCAACCACCCUCUUCAUCAUCUUCAUCUUCAUCCCCAGAACAACAUCGACGUGAUAUUACCCGCUCACGCUCUCCGUCUCCACCACCUCCAACAACGGGAUUAGGACUUUCGUCGGCUGCUGGUCCAACACGUAGUGACUCCCCCUUUGCCCGUUUCGACAGCAAAGGCCGUGAUAUGAAUAACAUCUUUAACGAUCUAUAA
This is a messenger RNA of Lichtheimia ornata, 2460 nucleotides long. RefSeq lists its product as uncharacterized. The transcript is spliced from 13 exons. NCBI's taxonomy places the organism in Eukaryota, Fungi, Mucoromycota, Mucoromycetes, Mucorales, Lichtheimiaceae. Bases 1 to 2460 code for a protein of 819 amino acids. The record is from RefSeq and is a predicted model, not a curated record. Gene Ontology annotation, cellular component: membrane.